AUGCAAUCGUUACUCGGCAGCGAUACCAUAUAUGACACUGUCCUAAAGCUGAUGUGGUUAGAUAAACUACAGCCUGAAAUCGUACGAAUACUAGCUGCACUCACAGAUGAAGUUGACAUAGAGAAGUUGGCUGUGAUUGCCGACAAAAUAGCUGAUACCACACCAAAUUGGCAAAUAUCCUCCAAUUGCAGAAGCUCUCUUUACGGCUUGAUGAAAUUCGAAACACACCGAGGAGAAGUCGGAGCAAUUCAAUUGCCCCGCAUUACAAUCGUAGACCACGCUCAGCGUCGCGUUGCCCUCGCCACCGUCAGCAUGGUAAUUGCUGUUACCAUGAGGUGUUUGGCGCGCGCGCUAGAAAGUGCGAACCGCCAUGUGCUUUGCGGAACACAUUCCCAACUGACCUACAGGGAAAACGACUUGCCUGUAAAGGCGUUAGCUGCUAGGACUGACAACAGAAAUCGCCUCUUUUAUAUUCGCGACCGAAACAGCAAUCUCGAUUUUUUAGUUGACACCGGUGCACAAGUCAGCGUUGUACCAUUCAAGAAUUGCGACAAAUCAACGUUAUCCAAGCAAGCUUCAUUGAAACUACAAGCAACUAACGGCACAUCAAUCAAUACCUACGGCGAACGUGUUAUGUCACUCAAUAUCGGAUUACGAAGGGAAUUCGUUUGGACCUUCACAAUUGCUAAUGUUGAAAUGCCAAUCCUAGGCGCAGAUUUUUUGGCACAUUACGACUUAUCUGUGGACUUAUUUUCGCGUACGCUUACUGACGCGCGUACGAAUCUACAGCGCCGCGGAUCUACAUCAAUACACUCAACAUUAGGUUUAACAGCUGUAGUACCCAAAGCAAAUGGCUACGAAAAAUUACUACAGAAAUAUAAAUCCCUGUUAUGCAGAGCCUAUCAGACACAUGCGAUAAAAACUACCGGACCCCCAGUGCAUACCCAACCGCUUCGUCUACACCCCAGCAAACUACGGGUAGCUAAGGACGCGUUUAAUAAUAUGCUUAAGCUGGGCAUAAUCAGACCAUCCUCCAGUUCUUAUGCUACACCGCUUCACAUGGUCCCAAAGGCCGAUUCCCACAAUUGGCGUCCACACAGGGAUUACAGGCUACUAAAUGCCCAAACUGUCCCGGAUAAAUACCCAAUCCACCACAUUAAAGACUUCGCUUUAUCGUUAGAAGGCGCCAUAGUUUUCACCAAGCUGGAUCUGCGGAAGGCAUUUUACCAGAUCUCGAUUGAGCAGUCUGACAUUCCUAAAACGGCAAUAACAACUCCCUUUGGCUUAUUUAAAUUUACCAGAAUGCCAUUCGGUUUGCGCAAAGCAGCUCAAUCAUUUCAGCGACUCAUUGACGAAGUCCUCCGCGGAUUACCCUAUACUUACGCCUACAUUGACGACUCUCCUCAGCCCUCUACAUCCCGUCAACCAAAGACCUCCUCUACAAAGAAGGCAACUCCCGCCACAUCCUCCGACCUACCACCUUCUCCCUGUCCCUCAACCCCUCUUUGUAGAGAGAAGUUAUCACCUGCCUCUCUUUCCCUUUCUUCUGCCCAGUCCCAUAUCCCUCUCAGUAGAGACCCCAUCCCAUUUAGACAAUCAUAUACUCCCCGCCACCACCCCCAUUCCUUCUCCCAUUAA
Messenger RNA from Acanthosepion pharaonis, 1638 nucleotides. The record is from the annotation of a GenBank genome assembly. NCBI's taxonomy places the organism in Eukaryota, Metazoa, Mollusca, Cephalopoda, Sepiida, Sepiidae.